ACAAUCAAUCAAUCAAUGGAUCAAACAUCUCCCAAAUCUCCACCGCCACAACAACCACCGCCACCGCCGCCGCCGUUGAAUUCUCUGGUUCCGGCCACCGUUGCUCCCACUCCUCUUAUCGUCCCAAAGGCUUUCAAAUACCCAGAAAUGUAUAUGAGUCCUACUGAUUUGAUUAUGUCCCCAGUUACAAAGGGCAUACUUGCAAGAACCAGAUCCAAUAAGUCAUCUCAUCCAUUACAACCCUCCAGUACAAGUAAAGAACAGCACAAGAUUCAAGUUUCAAAAUUUGAAGAAAUGGGUACUCUUGAAAUUUGAUGGGUUGUUUGAAUCUUGAUGAAAGAUGAAGAGGUGGUGAUGGGUUGAUCAAAUGGCUGGAAUAAGUUUCUUUUAACCAUUGUAAUUGUAGUUUUAUUGUAAUUUAAUGAUACGUGUUAAAUGCAAAUGGACCGUUGGUAAGUGUCUUUUACUGACAUUCUACUUGGUGUCGGUAAUU
Molecule: messenger RNA, 493 nt
Organism: Cynara cardunculus var. scolymus (artichoke)
Lineage: Eukaryota; Viridiplantae; Streptophyta; Magnoliopsida; Asterales; Asteraceae
Product: protein HUA2-LIKE 1-like
Exons: 3
Coding region: 16-315 (99 amino acids)
Source: RefSeq, a predicted model, not a curated record